GGCGGCGCCCGCUGGCGGCGGGGAGGCUCCGCCUUCGUGCCGGCCUUCAAGAGGGCGACGAGGAAGCGGCCACCUCCCUGUGCCCCGCCCCUCCUGCUUGCUCUGUGGCUUCUGCGGCUCCUCCCGGCUGCUCCCGGCUCCUCUCUGCCCUCUCCCGGCUUCCUGCGGCUCCGGCUCGGGCUCGGCGGCGGCGGGCAGUUCCAGUGGUGCAGAAUGGCGGACCUUAGUCUUGUAGAUGCAUUGACAGAGCCACCUCCAGAGAUUGAGGGAGAGAUAAAGCGAGACUUCAUUGCCACGCUGGAGGCAGAGCCCUAUGAUGACAUUGUAGGGGAAACUGUGGAGAAAACUGAAUAUAUUCCUCUCCUGGAUGGUGAUGAGAAAACGGGGAACUCAGAGUCCAAAAAGAAAUCAUGCACAGACACUAGCCAGGUUGAAGGUAUUCCAUCUUCUAAGCCAACACUUCUAGCCAAUGGUGAUCAUGGAAGGGAAGGGAAUAACACAACAGGGUUGCCAGUUGACUUCCUUGAAGAAAAAAUGGCCUACCAGGAUUAUCAGAGCAGCCAGAACUGGCCAGAAGAUGCAAGCUUUUGUUUCCAGCCUCAGCAAGUGUUAGAUACUAACCAGGCUGAUCCCUUUAAGAUGCACCAUGAUGAUGGCCUGGCAGACCUGCUCUUUGACUCCAGUGAACCCACAAAUGCUUCAGCGUUCAUAGGGCAGAAUCCUCUUCUGGAAGACAGUUAUGGUAUGCUUCCCUGUGACUCAGUUGCUCCUGUGGCUGUUGUUUCUCAGGAGUGGUCUCUGGAAACCCGAAACUCUGCACACUCAGAGUCCUUCGUUUCCCCAGAGGUUAUUGUAGAAACUCUACAGCCAGCAUCAGAGCUUUCCAAGGAAGUAGAAGUGGAAUCAGAAAAAGAGCAGCUGCCAACUAAAGCAUUGGAAAUGGCGACAGAACAGAAGACCACUGAUGCGGUGCCAUCUAGAGAAACUGAGCUGACUCCAUCCUCAGACAUGACACCAGGCACAGAAACAGAGGUAUCAUUGGCUAAAGACACAGAAGAGACCACCAGACCAGAUGCCAUAUUGGCAAAUGUCAUUCAGCCAUCCAUUGAAUCAGAUAUGUUCCUGGCUGAGGACAUGGAACUACCCGUGGGAGCAGUCUCUGUUAAGGACAUCAUACUGCCUGCAGAAGCAGAUGUGUCUUCAACCCAGGAUCUUACACCACCCACAGAAACAGAAAUGGUCCCAGGCAAGGCUGUGACAUUGCCCGAAGAAACAGAAACAACACCUCCAAUAAAAAUGGACCUGGCACCACCUGAGAACAUGGUACUUCCCAAAGAAACAGAGCUAGCCCCAGCCAAGGGCAUGAUUUCACUCUCAGAAAUAGAAGUGCCACUGGCAAAGGAUGUUGAGUCCUCUACAGAAAUACGUGUGGCUGAGGAGAUAGUCUUGUCCUCAGAAACAGAGGAUGUGGCACUCCCCUUAGAAACAGAAGGAUCCCUGGGCAAGGACGUGACUCCAUCACCAGAAACAGAAAUGACCCUGGGCAAGGAUAUGACUCCACCCACAGAAACAAAAUUGAGCAUGGUCAAAGACAUGGCUCCAUUCCCAGAAUCACAAGUGGCUCUGGGCAAGGACGUGGUUACACUUCCAGAAACCAAGGUGACUGAGUUCAGCAAGGUGGUCCCACUUUCAGAAAAAGAGGUAGCCUCAAUCAAGGACGUUCAUCCUGCAGAAGCAGAGGCUCCCCUCGCUAAGAAUGCCAUUCUGCACUCUGGAACAGAGGUGACUCUAGCCAAGGAUGCCAUUCUACCCUUGGAAUCAGAAGUAGCACCAGUUCAAACUAAAGACAAGGAAACCUCACAGACCCAAGAAGCACUGAGCGAAGACUCCCAGUUGGAGUCUGUGCAGCACAAAGGACAGUCAGCAGUACCUCCUUGCAUGAUUUCACCAGAACCAGUCAAAGUUGCAGACCAAGAGUCUAACUUGCCAGUCGAUGAAGGUUCUCCACUAGAGAAGUUAGAGCAGAGGGAAACAUCAGGCAUUCAGCCUUCUGAACUUUGUUCAGCCACCUCUGGAAUUGCCAGACAAGAAGGGAAGGCUGCUGUGGACGUGGCUGGAAAUGACAUCACUACCCCACCAAAUAAGGAGCUACCACCAAGCCCAGAAAAGAAAGCGAAGCCUUUGGCCACCACUCAACCUGCAAAGACUUCAACAUCGAAAGCCAAAACACAGCCCACUUCUCUCCCUAAGCAGCCAGCUCCCACCACCUCUGGUGGGUUGAAUAAAAAACCCAUGAGCCUUGCUUCAGGCUCAGUGCCAGCUGCCCCACACAAACGCCCUGCUGCUGCCACUGCUACUGCCAGGCCUUCCACCCUACCUGCAAGAGACGUGAAACCAAAGCCAAUUACAGAGGCUAAGAUUUCUGAAAAGCGAACCUCGCCAUCCAAGCCUGCAUCUGCCCCAGCCCUCAGAGCUGGACCUAAAACCACUCCAACCCUCUCAAAAGCCACAUCUCCCUCAACUCUUGUUUCCACUGGGCCGAGCAGUAGAAGUCCUGCCACACCCCUGCCGAAGAGGCCCAGCGCCACUAAAACUGAGGGGAAACCUGCUGAUGUUAAAAGGAUGACUGCUAAGUCUGCACCAGCUGACCUGAGUCGAUCAAAGACCACCUCUACCAGUUCUGUUAAGAGAACCACCACUCCCACUGGGGCAGCACCCCCUGCAGGGAUGCCUUCCACUCGAGUCAAGCCCACAGCUGCACCUUCCAGGCCUUCUGUGGCUCUUUCUGUGGACAAGAAGCCCACUUCGGCUAAAUCUAGCAGCUCUGCUCCCAGGACGAGCCGCCUGGCCACUACUGCUUCUGCCCCUGACCUGAAGAGUGUUCGCUCCAAGGUUGGCUCUACAGAAAACAUGAAGCAUCAGCCUGGAGGAGGCCGGGCCAAAGUAGAGAAAAAAACAGAGGCAGCUGCCACAGCUGGAAAGCCUGAACCUAAUGCAGUCACUAAAGCAGCCGGCUCCAUUGCGAGUACACAGAAACUGCCUGCGGGGAAAGUCCAGAUAGUCUCCAAAAAAGUGAGCUACAGCCAUAUUCAAUCCAAGUGUGGUUCCAAGGACAAUAUUAAGCAUGUCCCUGGAGGUGGCAAUGUUCAGAUUCAGAACAAGAAAGUGGACAUAUCCAAGGUCUCCUCCAAGUGUGGGUCCAAAGCUAAUAUAAAGCACAAGCCUGGUGGAGGAGAUGUCAAGAUUGAAAGUCAGAAGCUGAACUUCAAGGAGAAGGCCCAGGCCAAAGUGGGGUCCCUCGAUAACGUGGGCCACCUGCCUGCAGGAGGUGCCGUGAAGACUGAGGGCGGUGGCAGUGAGGCCCCUCCGUGUCCAGGCCCCCCCGCUGGGGAGGAGCCAGCCAUCCCCGAGGCUGCGCCUGACGCUGGCGCCCCUACUUCAGCCAGUGGCCUCAGUGGCCACACCACCCUGUCAGGGGGUGGUGACCAAAGGGAGCCCCAGACCUUGGACAGCCAGAUCCAGGAGACAAGCAUCUAAUGAUGACAUUCUGGUCUCGUCUUCCAUCUCCCCUGUGUUCCUUCUCUUGUCUCUCCCCCCCCCCACCCCCCUUGUUGCCCUCUCCCAUCCCUCCU
Messenger RNA from Acomys russatus (golden spiny mouse), 3632 nucleotides. RefSeq names its product microtubule associated protein 4 (gene Map4). Lineage: Eukaryota; Metazoa; Chordata; Mammalia; Rodentia; Muridae. Gene Ontology annotation, molecular function: microtubule binding. Gene Ontology annotation, cellular component: neuron projection. Gene Ontology annotation, biological process: neuron projection development; microtubule cytoskeleton organization. The transcript is spliced from 20 exons. The coding region runs from base 214 to 3537 and encodes 1107 amino acids. The record is from RefSeq and is a predicted model, not a curated record.